AUGGAGCAACCUGAAUCAGCCGAUUCCAUUUCUGAUCCCAGCCAACUCGCGAUUCAAUCUCCCUCGUCCUCGCCCCCGCCCCCUCUUCAGGAUCCAGAUCCUCAACCCUCCUCGUAUGAGCAUGCUCCUCCUGAUCACGCCGCCGACAAGGAUGAAGAGCAGCUGGUUGAGAGGCAGCUGCAGCUGAAGCAGACUCACGGCAAGGAGGAGGAUAGAGAGGUAGAGGGAGUGGUGGUGGUGACCGAGAGACAUUUGGGCCAGUUGAAUGGGCAAAGAGAGGUUGAGGAGCAGCCGGAGCACCAUAACAAUGGCGAUAGUGAUGUGGUUGAAGAAACGAAUGUUCCGGAUAUGAAUGAGCACGCUGAGACACUGGAGGAGUUGGAGGAGAAUGAAGGUGGCGAGGAGGUCGAGGAGUGGAAUCAUGCGACAAGCAAUGGCGGUGGGAUGAUUAGGCAGCACCAGUUUCCGGUGAGGCCUGACGCCGAAGAUUGCUCUUACUAUAUGAAGACAGGGAAUUGCAGAUUCGCCUCCAAUUGCAAAUUUAACCACCCGGUUAAGAGGAAAACCCAGGUGACAAGGGAAAGAAUGUGGGAGAAAGAAGAAUCAGCAGAGAGACCAGGGCAGAUUGAAUGCAAGUAUUACUUGAGGACAGGGGGCUGUAAAUAUGGAAAAGCUUGUAGAUUCAACCACUCCAAAUUAAGAGCUCCACCAGUCUCUGCAAAGUCACCAGUGAUGCAGAUUCUUGAGUUUAACUUUCUUGGUCUACCGAUCCGAGUGGGAGAGAAAGAGUGUCCAUAUUAUAUGCGCAAUGGUUCCUGCAAGUAUGGGUCAAACUGCAGGUUUAAUCAUCCUGAUCCAACAGUGGUGGGGGAAAAUGAAAAUUCUUCAACAAUUGCUAAUGGUGGAUCUCCAUCUAUCAAUGCAUCAUCACAUUCAAACAUACCACCAUGGUCUCCGCUACCGCCAAGACCAGCACUGAGCGAGGCUCUCCCUUAUGUCCCAAUAAUGUUUCCCCCAAAUCAAGGGGCAAAUUCCCAGAAUCUGGAAUGGAAUGGGUAUCAGGCUCCUGUAUAUCCUUCGCCAGAGCGAGGUAUGGCUACCUCUCCUCUGCCAUAUGUCAUGACCAACCCUGCAAUAGGAACAAAUAUUUACAGUCAUCAGCAAAAACCCAUGGUGGUAGAUGAGUACCCAGAGCGACCUGGUCAACCAGACUGCAGUUAUUUCUUGAAAACUGGGGGUUGCAAGUUUAAGGGCAAUUGCAAGUUUAAUCAUCCUAAGAAUUGGAUCACAAAAUCGCCUUCCUGUGUUCUUAGUGAUAAGGGCCUGCCAUUGAGACCUGAUCAAACUGUAUGUGCUUACUACAGUCGGUACGGGAUCUGCAAGUUUGGUCCUGCAUGUAAAUUUGACCAUCCGAUUCAACCGGACUCCUCAACAGGGUCUCUUGAUCGUCAUCAGUUUCAUGCCUUUGGAAACUCUGGCACCGACGAAGAAGAUGGGAGACUGGCUGAGAACGUAGAUUCAAAUAUCUGA
This is a messenger RNA of Linum trigynum, 1530 nucleotides long. The record is from the annotation of a GenBank genome assembly. Lineage: Eukaryota; Viridiplantae; Streptophyta; Magnoliopsida; Malpighiales; Linaceae.